CAUGGGCUCCCGGCAGUGUGGAAGCUGCCUGAGUUGCCUGCUGAUUCCACUCGCACUCUGGAGUAUAAUUGUGAAUGUUUUAUUGUAUUUCCCAAAUGGACAAACUUCCUAUGCGUCCAGCAAUAAGCUCGCCAGCUACGUGUGGUAUUUUGAAGGCAUCUGUUUCUCAGGUGUCAUGAUGCUCGUAGUGGCAGUGAUUCUUCUUGUGUUGGAGAACAAAAACAGCUGUAAGUGUUGCCAGAGUGAAAACUGCAGCAAGAAAUACAUGGCACUGCUGUCAAUCAUCUUCUCUGCCCUUGGAAUUGCCUCCUCGGGAUAUUGCCUGGUCAUAUCUGCUUUGGGUCUUGUCCAGGGCCCAUACUGCCGCACCAUUGAUGGUUGGGAGUAUGCCUUUGAAAGCACCAGAGGACGCUUCCUUAUAGAUCCCAGCGUGUGGAUAGAGUGCCUGGAACCUGUACAUGUGGUGGAAUGGAACAUCAUUUUAUUUUCCAUCCUUAUAGCCCUCAGUGGGCUGCAAGUGAUCAUCUGCCUCAUCAGAGUGGUCAUGCAGCUCUCUAAGAUGCUGUGCAGCACUUACUCAGUCAUCAUUCAGUUUUCAAACUCCUCACCCUUCUACAUCGCAGAGAUCGCAUAG
Ochotona curzoniae (black-lipped pika) is the source of this 634-nucleotide messenger RNA. RefSeq names its product transmembrane 4 L six family member 18 (gene TM4SF18). The transcript has 5 exons. Gene Ontology annotation, cellular component: membrane. Lineage: Eukaryota; Metazoa; Chordata; Mammalia; Lagomorpha; Ochotonidae. The coding region runs from base 2 to 634 and encodes 210 amino acids. The record is from RefSeq and is a predicted model, not a curated record.